AUGGUGGAGAACUCUUCUAUCACCUCUCUCGAGAGCAUGUCUUCUCGGAGUCGCGAACACAGUUUUACGCUGCCGAAAUCACAUCUGCUCUUGGAUACCUUCAUAGCCAGAAUAUCGUCUAUAGGCAAGUCAUUGGACAGUGAUUACUUUAGGGUUUAUGUUCCAAAUCAAUCCUUGAGUCAUAACUCCAUUCUGACGCUAAUUGUCAUUUCUAGACAAAUUGACCGAGUAGAUAGAAUUCGCUCUCAGCAAUUUAUAAUCGCCAUUGACGGGGUGUUUUUGAAGUCACUAACUACUUUAUCUUCUCAUAAUCGUGCUUACAUUGACCUGAAAUUGGAGAAUCUGUUGUUGGAUAAGGAUGGUCACAUCAAGAUAACCGACUUUGGUCUGUGCAAGGAGGACAUAGGCUUCGGUUCUACUACGAAGACCUUCUGUGGCACCCCUGAGUACUUGGCGUUGGCAUACUAUUGUUUCCUGGUUCCUUUGCUGUACUCUGAGAGUGUAAAGGUGCCGGAGAACCUUAGUCCUGUGGCACGCGACAUACUAAUCCGCCUUCUUAUGAAGGAUCCAGCCGAGCGAUUGGGUGGCGGCAAGGCAGACGCUAUAGAAGUGAUGGUGCAUCCCUUCUUCGAAUCCAUCUCCUGGGAAAGUCUGAUCCGCAAGUACGUGUCAUGCUCAGAUCAUGAUCAAGUAGUGGAGUUGUUCUGCUGGCUUACUGCCUCCAGUGCUCUGGAUCCCUUGAAUUCUCAACCAAGGCACGUGGGGUAUAAAUGGUUUACAGGUACACGUUCAUGUUGGCUACACUGGAAUGUGGGCGUGAGGAAAUACCGAUGUCCAAGCGGGAACUUUGGUUAUUCAGCCAUCUUAGCCACGCUCAGUUACACCGAUCACUCGAUCUCGAACCCAGGGCGAUUAUUGGCUUAA
This is a messenger RNA of Hydatigera taeniaeformis, 924 nucleotides long. The record is from the annotation of a GenBank genome assembly. Lineage: Eukaryota; Metazoa; Platyhelminthes; Cestoda; Cyclophyllidea; Taeniidae.